Molecule: messenger RNA, 1538 nt
Organism: Aricia agestis (brown argus)
Lineage: Eukaryota; Metazoa; Arthropoda; Insecta; Lepidoptera; Lycaenidae
Gene: CatD
Product: lysosomal aspartic protease
Exons: 9
Coding region: 194-1351 (385 amino acids)
Biological process (GO): cell death; proteolysis
Cellular component (GO): lysosome
Molecular function (GO): aspartic-type endopeptidase activity
Source: RefSeq, a predicted model, not a curated record
UGCAAUAAUUUGUUUUGUUGUUUGUCACGAGUCACGACCAUGAUACGUCGUUUUUAUUGAUUUGUUUUCUUUAUUUACGAUUAAAACAUUAUUUAUUACUAGUGAUUUUGUCUCAUUACAAGCCGCUAGUCCAUCGCGGCUUUGAUUACAAAGUAUUCUGGAAUAAAUAUCUUCAAGAGAGUGUGAAGACAAAAUGAAGGAAUGCAUAAUUCUGCUGUUGCUGGGACUAACAGCGUCCGCAUAUGCCGAGUUUGUGCGAGUACCGUUGUAUCGGAUGAAAACUGUCCGUAACCAUCUCCGUGAAGUCGGCACGGAGUUGCAGACAACGAGGAUCAAGUAUGGACUGGGGGGUCCCACACCCGAGCCCCUGUCUAACUACUUAGAUGCGCAGUACUACGGACCGAUCUCUAUCGGCACGCCGCCACAGACGUUCCGCGUGGUGUUCGACACCGGCUCCUCCAACCUAUGGGUGCCCAGCAAGAAGUGCCACUACACCAACAUUGCAUGCCUGCUGCACAACAAGUACGACAGCAGCAAGUCGUCGACGUACGAGCGGAACGGCACUGAAUUCGCGAUCCACUACGGCUCCGGUAGCCUGUCCGGCUUCCUCUCCGCAGACACCGUCGGGGUCGGCGGACUCGCUGUCAAACAGCAGGUGUUCGCGGAGGCGCUGUCGGAGCCGGGGCUGGCCUUCGUCGCCGCCAAGUUCGAUGGCAUCCUCGGCAUGGCUUUUAGCAGCAUCAGCGUGGACGGCGUGACGCCGGUGUUCGACAACAUGGUGGCGCAGGGGCUUGUGAAACCAGUCUUCUCCUUCUAUCUCAACAGGGACCCGGCGGCGGCGCAGGGCGGCGAGAUAAUCCUGGGCGGGUCUGACCCGGCGCAUCACCGCGGCGACUUCACCUACGUGCCGCUCUCCCGCGCCACCUACUGGCAGUUCAACAUGGAUGGCGUCCAGGUGGCGGGUCACAAGUUCUGCGCGGGCGGGUGCCAGGCGAUCGCAGACACGGGCACGUCGCUGCUGGCGGGGCCGGUCGCCGACGUGGCCGCCAUCAACGCCGCGCUCGGCGCCACCGUGCUGCCCGGCGGCCAGGCCACGCUCGACUGCUCGCUGCUGCCCAAGCUGCCGGCGGUCACCUUCACGCUGGCCGGCCACGACUUCGUGCUGCAGGCGACGGACUACGUGCUGCGCGUGACCGAGUUCGGCAAGUCCGUCUGUCUGUCCGGCUUCAUGGGGAUCGACAUCCCGCCGCCCAACGGCCCGCUGUGGAUCCUGGGGGACGUCUUCAUCGGGAAAUACUACACCGAGUUCGACGUCGAGAAUAAGCGCGUGGGAUUCGCCACCGCCGCUUAGAUUGUAGACACUCGCAAUAAUUUUAACUAAAAUGUAGUCGUAUCACGUAAGCGACCUCAGUUGCUUGUUUUGCUGAAGUCUUUAAUCUUGUAGUAAACCAAAGAUGUAAUAGUUUUUGCUCUCUAAGUGUCGCAUGUUUCGAAUUUUGCAUGUUUUUAUCGAUUAUCGAAUAAACGCUUUAAAGUUA